Neurospora hispaniola is the source of this 687-nucleotide messenger RNA. RefSeq lists its product as uncharacterized. The transcript has 3 exons. The record is from RefSeq and is a predicted model, not a curated record. NCBI's taxonomy places the organism in Eukaryota, Fungi, Ascomycota, Sordariomycetes, Sordariales, Sordariaceae. Bases 1 to 444 code for a protein of 147 amino acids.
AUGGCGAACUGUAAUUGGACAAGAAAACUCGAAGCACAAAACAGUAGCACAAGGGUUCAGCGACCCCAGAGCACCGCAAUCGUUACCCGAAUCGGAUUUGGAGUCGCAUCGCAACAAAACACUUCCACUUCUUCAAAGUUACCCAUCCAAAAGAUUGUCCGUGUGCCCACUGCGUCGUGGGUUUUUGGACUCAUCUCACGUGGAGCCGGCUCCAGCUUGCCCGGCCUGAUGCUGAAUUGCGCACCUCAUCUUUUCCUAUUCCAAGGUACCGUCACAACUCGCUUCAUCAUAAUCCUCGCCAAACUCCCUAGCUCCGGCGACGACAACUAUCUGCCCGUUCCCCGCAUCCCCUCAUCCUUUUCCUCUCUCGCGCGCUUCUCACGUGUCCUAUCCAAAACUGUGAAGCGCCCCAACCGGCAUUGCAAACCAACCACAAAGAGAUAGCUUUUGGCCAAAGCCAGGCAACAACAACAAGCAUGAUCACUGCCCGGACCGGCAGAUGAGAGAAAGCCGCCACUGGAGCCGGGUGCUGGAGUUUAAGCGCAGGUACACGGCCAAUACUUACAGGGUUUCCAAUCCCACAUGCUUUAACCCGUAUUCGUGUCUUCUUGUGUGCAUGCUUACGGCGUACGGCGUAAAACCUUGGAAGGACCGCCGCAAGCAUAGAAGGAGGCACUGGAUGGAAUG